AUGCAUUCAAUCCAUAUUGUCGCAAUCAUCAGAAGCAUCCGACCCCAUUUCCUGACCUGGAAUGGGCCCAGCAUCCUAUCUCCGCUUACGCAUCCCAAGGAUGCCUUUCGACACACCUCCGUCAUGCUGCUGGCCCCCAUUGAUUGGUUAGUAAUGCACCUUACGGUCGUCCAUAAACACACGUCGAAAUCAGUCACCGUCUCUCCGUUAUUCCUCUCGCGCGUGAAGUGCGCCCUCGUCAACCUCGGACAUUAUCGCAAACAGAUCUGGGAAGUCAUACGUCCAUACAUGCGGACCAUCGAUCACGCGGAUCAUGGACUGUUAAUGUUGAUGUGGCCAAGAGGCCAGCGGGACCCCGAUACCCUCGGCAGAUUCUUAGUGUUUCCCGGGACAAAUCUAAUGGAUGCUAGAAAAAUCUUGGACUUAGAACGUUUUGUUGAAAACAUCUCUGGCGGGUCUUGAUAUGGAGAGCAUACUGGCUUCUUCUUUAGCAUGCGAUAAGAGGUUAGAGGACCGAAUUAAAGUGGCCUGUAUUGUUUAUGGG
Messenger RNA from Aspergillus welwitschiae, 544 nucleotides. RefSeq lists its product as uncharacterized. The record is from RefSeq and is a predicted model, not a curated record. Lineage: Eukaryota; Fungi; Ascomycota; Eurotiomycetes; Eurotiales; Aspergillaceae. The coding region runs from base 1 to 462 and encodes 153 amino acids. The transcript has 2 exons.